This is a messenger RNA of Centrocercus urophasianus (Greater sage-grouse), 732 nucleotides long. Its product is annotated as forkhead box protein E3-like. The transcript has a single exon. The coding region runs from base 1 to 732 and encodes 243 amino acids. Gene Ontology annotation, molecular function: RNA polymerase II cis-regulatory region sequence-specific DNA binding; DNA-binding transcription factor activity, RNA polymerase II-specific. NCBI's taxonomy places the organism in Eukaryota, Metazoa, Chordata, Aves, Galliformes, Phasianidae. Gene Ontology annotation, biological process: anatomical structure morphogenesis; regulation of transcription by RNA polymerase II; cell differentiation. The record is from RefSeq and is a predicted model, not a curated record.
AUGGGGGACGAGGUGCAGCUCCCCUCGGGCAGCCCGGCCCUGCAGAAGCCGCCUUACACCUACGCGGCUCUCAUCGCCAUGGCCAUUCGGGCCAGCCCCGAGCAGCGCCUGCCGCUCAGCGGCAUCUACAGCUACGUCUCGGGCCGCUUUCCCUAUUACCGCCGCGGCCCUAAGGGCUGGCAGAACGGCAUCCGCCACAACCUCAGCCUCAACCCCUGCUUCCUCCGCCUGCCCCGCCGCUCCGGCGCCCCGCACCGCGGCGGCGAAUGGGCUCUGGAUCCCGCUUUCCAGGACGCGUUCCCGGGGGGCGAUCGCCGCCGCCGCCGCCGCUCGAUCCAACCUCCGCCGCCGCUCCCCUGCUGUCCGUGCGCUGCCCGCCCCGCUCUGCCCCGCGGCUGCCGCUGCUCCGAGCCGCCCGCCUGGAGCCCGCCCUGCCGCUCCGGUGCCCGACAAGCGCUGCUCACCUGGAGCCCGUCCUGCUUCCCGGGCUGCCAACGAGGGCCGCCCGCCUGGAGCCCGCCUUGCUGCACGCCCUGCUGCCCGGAGUCCCCGCAAGCGCUGCCCGCCUGGAUCCCGGGGCCGAACCCAGCGCUGCCCGCGUGUAGCUCGGCUUCGUCCCCGCUGCAGCCCGCCUGGCCGCUGUCCGGCGUCGCCUCUGCUGCUGUCCAGUGCCCGCCCGAGCCGGGCUCCCACCGCCCUCUGGCUGCCAGCAGGGCCCCGGUGCUGCCCUGA